UCGACUCAAAAGAGUGAUUCAUUUGUGAAUGGGGAAUCGUUCAUGAAAAAAGAGACAGCGCACUUGAAAUCAACUACGCACUUAUUAACAUGUACAGUAUUGCAUUAAAAUAAAGUAACGAGAGGAACGUCACCCGAAGUAAAGCGAAGUAAAAGUAGAUUUUCAUUAUAAAUGUACUCAAGUUAAAGUAAAAGUACCCACAUUUAAAUCUACUCUAAAAAAGUACAUUUUCCCCCCAAAAAACUACUCAAGUAAAAGUAACUAAGUAAAUGUAGUACUCACCUGCACUAAACACUGCGUCAUACGGCUCUAACAAGGCAAUUUCCCAUCCCUUUGACCUGAAGUUGGACCCAAAAGGCUAUAAAUAACCCCUCCUCCAAAAAUCUUUGUCAUUCAUCUUCCAAUGCCAUCUGCACCCACACACCACUCACACACUCACCAUUCCUUUGAUUUGCUGUCAUUUGUCCGACUUUGAGAUUUCUGCGAGAAUGGGAUUAUCUGAUUGCCCGCUUUGCCUCCGCGAGUACAGUCAACUCAGCCAGCACCUGAGGGUCACCCACGGAGUGAUGAACAGAGAAGAAAGGAAGCUGCUCCUCGCCAUCCCGUCCGGGAGGGUGGACGUCCGUAAUGGCAACUGCCCUGUGCCCGGCUGCGACAUGUCCACCUCCCGGAUGGACCGCCACCUGAAGAGCCACACGGAGCUGACGGCCGCGGCUCGACGGCAGGUCAUGGAGUCUCUGAAGCACAGAAAAAUUCUGCGUAACCUCGCCGAGCUGCGGGCCAGCGACCCGGCCGUGGCCAUGGCCUCCUCGCUCGACCUGCACGAGUCCGAAGAUACGGAGGAGCAGCAGCAGCCAUGCAACAACCCCAGGUGCCAAAGAGAGCGGGAGGACCUCCGAAAGCAGCGGAAGGACCUCCGAAAGCAGCGGAAGGACCACCGAAAGCAGCGGAAGGACCUCCGAAAGCAGCUGGAGGACCUCCGAAAACAGGUCAGUGCGCUGAUCGAGGCGCUGGCACAUAUGUCUCGCCGCUGUGUCCUGAUGGAGAAGAGGUCGCAGGAAGCCCCCUCCAGCCACCAGCCACCAGCCAGGCCUACCCAGACCCCGACCCCGCUGCGAAGACGGGAGAGGAGCCAGAGGAGAGGGGCCGCUUCGGGGCCGAGACCAUCAAGCAGCGUCGGUUCCCCUGGUCCAGCUGUCCCCGCUGAAGUCGCUGAAGCUGCCGAACCUGUUCAGAAACGGCAGCGGAAGCAGACCGAGUUCUUUUUUUAGAUGUGUAUCCCACCCUGUUCCAUUUUGGUGUUCUGUUGUUCUUUGUUCACUGUGUUAAUAAAUGUUUGAAAAGUU
Megalobrama amblycephala (Wuchang bream) is the source of this 1346-nucleotide messenger RNA. RefSeq lists its product as uncharacterized. The transcript has 2 exons. The record is from RefSeq and is a predicted model, not a curated record. Lineage: Eukaryota; Metazoa; Chordata; Actinopteri; Cypriniformes; Xenocyprididae. The coding region runs from base 489 to 1271 and encodes 260 amino acids.